Molecule: messenger RNA, 339 nt
Organism: Symbiodinium natans
Lineage: Eukaryota; Dinophyceae; Suessiales; Symbiodiniaceae
Source: the annotation of a GenBank genome assembly
AUGCGACUGAGGCUCGUGAAGGACGAUCUCGACGCCAUCGAAGAUGGCAUCUUGAACAAGCUUCGGCACCAGCGCCAACAGGCCCGCCCUGGGGAGAAGAGCAACAGGUGGACCUUGCUGGAGCUUUCGAGGAUGCACGGUCAUGUGACUAUUUUGUGCGAUGUCUACACAGGCAUGAUAGCUGCUGACGGAGUAGUUUUCUGGCAGCGCCCUCCAUGUUACCAGGGCCGCGCCGCGUCACUUCCCAGAGGACUCGGCGGUGCCGGUGGCUCACCAGUUUUGUGCAGAGGUCUCAAGUCUACGCAAUGCUUGAAGUUGCGAGAGGAACCUCUAUCAUAG